Molecule: messenger RNA, 2167 nt
Organism: Cannabis sativa
Lineage: Eukaryota; Viridiplantae; Streptophyta; Magnoliopsida; Rosales; Cannabaceae
Product: DUF21 domain-containing protein At1g47330
Exons: 13
Coding region: 362-1810 (482 amino acids)
Biological process (GO): magnesium ion homeostasis
Cellular component (GO): intracellular membrane-bounded organelle
Source: RefSeq, a predicted model, not a curated record
GUAAAAUAAAUAAAUAAAUAAAGAUAGAAGACGUCAUUAAAAGAAAAGGGUGGGCAGGCCGCAGUAGGCACCAUGGUGCCGUUUGUGUAUUGUAAUUUGUAAUUGUACUUACACUCUUCUUUCUUGAUGUACUCUAAAGAAAAUGUGUAUAAGUGAAAUACGUCACAAGCCAACCAAAUCCUUUGUAAUAUAAUUUGUGAAUAAUUCUGAUCAUAUCAAGCAAAGGUUUGGUGUUUGGUGACAGAAACUGGAAGUGGAAGAACAUCAGAGUAGGAGAGCAUAUGAAUCUAGCCUUACAAUUAUAAUACAUAUGUACAUUGAUUGAUUGAUUGAAGGGUUGAGCAAAACCCAAAAGGGUGAUAUGGCCUCGGACGUGCCUUGUUGUGGGUCGCUAUUCUCGUUGUAUGUAUUGGUGAUUAUAGGUUUAGUAUGCUUUGCGGGACUCAUGGCCGGUCUCACUCUUGGUCUCAUGUCUCUUGGCCUUGUCGACCUUGAGGUCCUCAUGAAGUCCGGCCGUCCCCAGGAUCGAAAACACGCCGCUAAAAUUUAUCCUGUAGUGAAGAACCAGCAUCUUCUGCUUUGCACGCUUUUAAUGGGCAACGCCUUAGCAAUGGAGGCUCUUCCAAUAUUUUUGGACAAAUUAGUACCUCCUUGGGCAGCAGUUUUGCUAUCUGUCACUCUUAUUCUCAUGUUUGGGGAGAUAUUGCCUCAAGCAGUCUGCACUCGCUAUGGCUUGACUAUUGGAGCAAAAUUGGCACCAUUUGUUCGAGUUCUACUCAUGUUAUUUUUCCCAAUCUCUUAUCCAAUCAGUAAGGUGCUUGAUUGGAUGUUGGGCAAGGGCCACGCUGUCCUUUUAAGGAGAGCAGAGCUCAAGACCUUUGUGAAUUUCCAUGGGAAUGAGGCUGGGAAAGGUGGAGAUUUAACGCAUGACGAGACUACAAUUAUCACUGGGGCACUUGAAUUGACUGAAAAGACCGCAAAAGAUGCCAUGACUCCAAUAUCAAAUGCUUUUUCCCUUGAUUUGGAUGCAAAUCUUAAUUUGGAGACAUUGAAUUCAAUAAUGACCAUGGGUCACAGUAGAGUUCCGGUUUAUGCUGGCAAUCCCAAAAAUAUAAUUGGACUUAUUUUGGUUAAAAAUCUAUUGGCAGUUGAUCCAGACGAUGCAGUUCCAUUGAGAAAGAUGAUCCUGAGAAAAAUUCCUAGGGUUUCAGAAAACAUGCCUUUGUAUGAUAUUCUAAAUGAAUUUCAGAAGGGUCACAGUCACAUUGCUGUUGUCUAUAAGGAUCUAAAUGAGAAAAAAGAAACAAUUGGCCAGUCUGGGCCAUUGUCUAAGAAAGAUGAUAAGGUGGUGGGCCAUUCUGGUGCAAAAGAAAACUUUGGUUUUCAUGAUUCUCAAACAAAUAAAAGCAGUGGAGGACAGAUGAAGAAAAGUCCACCAUCUACACCAGCCUUUAAGAAACGACACCGAGGUUGUUCCUAUUGCAUUCUAGACAUUGAGAAUACUCCAAUUCCAGAUUUUUCACUUGAUGAAGAAGUUGUUGGAGUAAUUAGCAUGGAGGAUGUUAUCGAAGAACUUCUUCAGGAGGAGAUAUUGGAUGAAACAGACGAGUAUGUGAACAUCCAUAAUAGGAUUAAGGUCAACAUGCACGCGUCUCAAGAAAAUGCUUAUAAAUUGACUUCACCACAGCCUUCUCAGAACGGUUUAUCCAUUGCUACUGCACAUUCUCCGGACUCUAUUAGAGUAGGUGGUCCAGAUCAAACAUCAUCUUUAUCAGUCUCCAAUAUUGCCUCUGCAAAAGGGUCAAGCUGAAGGUGGCAUAUUAAUAAAUCGUGCUCUGCUCUGCUUUGAUGGAAUACGACUAGUUCAUUUCAUAUUCGGCAGUUUUUUACUCAUGGCCAUUAGCGUUUGACCAUUUUAUUUAGCAGGUCUUUCGUUUCAAGUCUUAUAUAAGAUCUAAAUACGACAACAAAAUCUUUUUUUUUAUUAUUAUUAUUAUUAAUUAGAUGUAUAAUUUUUUGUAAUUAAUUAAUUUGAAGAACUAGACUAAUAGUAUAUCAUCCGUUACAUAAGUUUGAUGAUGUUGAUAUAUAUAUUUUGUAUAUUUGUGUUUCAAAGUUGUAAACAAGGCAUACAUUAUGUUGAAUAUAUUGGAGUAAGUUUAUUUAA